Messenger RNA from Chilo suppressalis (striped riceborer), 1944 nucleotides. The record is from the annotation of a GenBank genome assembly. Lineage: Eukaryota; Metazoa; Arthropoda; Insecta; Lepidoptera; Crambidae.
AUCCGCAACAUCCUCCUCGCCCCUGCCCCGCCGCCAUUCCGCCCGCCCCUCACCGCGGGAUUAUCUUUCGUCGUCGUGUUGCAAAAAUUUUAAGAAAUGGCAGCAAGAUUUAUCAGGAAAAUCGUAAGUUUAUAAAUCAGCGUUACGUACUACGACAGUUGUGGCACACUGCAUGCAAUUUUAGAAUUUUUCUCUUCAUGAUCUAGGCUUACUUUUAUCAUAAUCCAAAAAUAGACGUACUAUAGUUAUGUCGAGGAAUUACAUAAAAGAGCUUUUGAAGCCUUUUCGUGAAAGUAAAGUAGUAGAUGGUUUAAUGAGAUGGUUCGAGCCUGUCGGGAGUGGCGAUACUGUAGGAGUUAGGGCCAGGACAAAUGAGGCCCCGACGACUCGGAGUGGCGUCGCUCAGUACAGCACUGGAGUACGGAGGGUGACACUGAUUCCCGGCCAUGGCAUUGGCCCUGAGAUCACAGUCGCGGUGCAAAAAAUAUUUGAAGCUGCCAAAGUACCAAUCGAAUGGGAUGAGGUGGACGUCACAGCUGUUAGGGGGCCAGAUGGCAAGUUUGGAAUCCCUCAGAAGGCUAUUGACUCAGUGAAUGCCAAUAAAAUUGGCUUGAAAGGUCCACUCAUGACACCAGUCGGAAAGGGAUACCGAUCCCUCAACCUUGCCUUGCGAAAAGAAUUUGAUUUAUAUGCUAAUGUGAGGCCUUGCAAGAGCUUAGAAGGUAUCAAAACCCUAUACGACAACGUGGACGUGGUGACGAUCAGAGAGAACACGGAGGGCGAGUACUCGGGCAUAGAGCACGAGAUCGUCGACGGCGUGGUGCAGUCCAUCAAGCUGAUCACCGAGGAGGCCAGCAAGCGAGUGGCGGAGUUCGCCUUCCAGUUCGCCAGAGACAACAAGAGGAAGAAGGUCACCGCUGUACACAAGGCUAACAUCAUGCGUAUGUCGGACGGCCUGUUCCUGCGGUGCUGCCGCGAGCUGGCCACGAAGUACCCGGACAUCCGGUUCGAGGAGCGCUACCUGGACACCGUGUGCCUCAACAUGGUGCAGGACCCCUCCAAGUUCGACGUGCUGGUGAUGCCCAACCUGUACGGCGACAUAAUGUCGGACAUGUGCUCCGGGCUCGUCGGCGGGCUGGGCCUCACGCCCUCCGGCAACAUCGGCAAGAACGGCGCGCUCUUCGAGUCCGUGCACGGCACUGCUCCCGACAUCGCCGGUAAAGACAUGGCCAACCCCACUGCUCUCCUACUGUCUGCUAUCAUGAUGCUGAGACACCUGCAGCUCAACGAACACGCGGAUCGCGUGCAGAACGCCUGCUACACAGUACUGCGGGAGGGCAAGAGUCUCACGGGUGACCUCGGUGGCACUGGAAAGUGCAGCGAAUACACCAACGCCAUCAUCUCUAAAUUAAACUAAUUAAUAUCUAUUUGUACAGAAAAGAUAUUACUCGGGCGCGUAAUAUUCGAAAUUAAUAACGAUUUUUUUUAUUCUGGCAAGUCCUAGGUCACCUGCAAAAUGGCGCAUCUCUACGAUUGCGCGGCAAAAAUCGAAUUCCCUUUGCGAAACCCUCCAAGCAACAGACGGGAACACUAAACAGUAUUUUUGAUGCAAUAGAAUUUUGCAACUUGAUGUUACGAGAAAUGUAUUGCUUGUGUUGAAAUUUAGUCUAAUGAAGAAUACUGAUUACCAAAGCCUGUACCUUAAGGUAUUAGAACUAAAAAUCUUGAUAUUAAAUAUCAAGAAGUUUACACUUUUUUUGAGAUUAUAAUAUAAUAUUUAUAUGUAAUUGCAUGUAUAAUAACGAUUUGUAAAUAUAAAACAAUUUGGAUAUUUAAUAUGUAUGUCAUUAUAGAUUAGGCAAAUUUUAUCCGUAUUUAAAAGACAACUAUUUAUUUUUUAUUCGUGUUGCUAAUAAUAUAAUCACCUACAUUUUUUGAUGUGCA